AUGCGAAGUAAAGACCCCGUCAGCCCCGAGGGGCCCAAGGAAGGAUUGCUCCUCAGCAUUGUGGUGCUCAAGGCACGCAAUCUAGCAGCGAAGGACCGAGGUGGCACUUCUGACCCCUACCUCGUUUUGACUUUAGGAGACGCCAAACACAUCACAAGCUCUCAAUCGAAAACACUAAACCCCGAAUGGAACGAACAAUGCCAGAUGCCCGUCACGGGCGUUCAACACAUGCUUCUUAGCGUUUGCUGCUGGGAUAAGGACAGAUUUGGGAAAGACUACUUGGGAGAGUUCGAUCUUGCCCUUGAGGAGAUCUUUGCCGACGGCAAGUUCGAACAGCUGCCCAAGUGGUUCCCACUGAAGAGCAAGCGACCUGGCAAGAAGACAAGCUUGGUGUCCGGCGAAGUUCUGCUCCAGUUCACGCUAUAUGAUGCAGCGAACCCAAAUGCCACCGAUCAACAAGUUGCUGAGAAAUUCGGCACCCUUGUCAAGGCGGUUCCCGAGGCCGAGUCCACAUCGCGGAACCCGACGCCAACCUUGACGCCGGUCUUGGCGCCAACCUCCGCUCCCGGCAAGUCGCCGUCCCCGCCUCUUACACGCCGGGCAACCGACAGGACCGACGUUGACGAUGAUGAUGAUUAUGAUGUGUACGAUGAUGAGACGCCUGAGGAUGAGGAUCCAACUAAGCCAGAAGCCAUUGAAAAGAAGAAGAGGAGACUUCGCAUCAAGGGCCUGAAGCGUAAGAAGAGAGAAAACCCAUACGAGUUCACUAAUGGAGGCUCCAAUGAUGUCAUGGGAAUCAUCUUCUUGGAAAUAUGCAACAUUACAGAUCUCCCGCCCGAGUCUAACUUCACCAAGACCGGAUUCGACAUGGAUCCGUUCGUCGUCGCCUCGCUAGGCAAGAAGACAUACCGCACCAAGGUUGUUAGACACAACUUGAACCCAGUGUUCAACGAGAAGAUGUUGUUCCAGGUUCUUGAGCAUGAAAAGAACUACUCGUUUGCUUUUAUGGUCAUCGAUCGUGAUAGAUACUCCGGGAAUGAUUUCAUCGCCUCGACAUCGCUUCCACUAAAAGAGCUGAUCGACCGGUCUCCCAAGGCUGAUCCGGAGACCGGGCUAUACGAUCUCAGGGACCCUCCCGAGUACGUGCCAUCGCAGCGUUCCCGAUUUGCAAGGCUUGGACUUUCUCGUUCUUCGUCAGCACAAAGCCUCGGGAAACUGAGCCGGCCACCACUAAGCAAGAACCCCUCAACAGUCUCCAAUGUGUCGCAGAUUGCCCCGACCACUCCAGCCCCUACCUCAGCGCCAGGCCCCCAGCUGUCAGGGGAUGGUAUCAUGGAGGCGUCUCAACCUCUACCCAGCCCUGGCCUGCUGGCUCCCACUAUUUCCGGAGGGAGUGGGGGCGGCAAUGGUGCCUCCGUGACCUCCGCCGCGGGUGAGUUGCUCCCGGACAGCGAGGAUGGAGACUUCAGCUCUAUCUCUUUGCCUCUCAAGAUGAAGAACAUUGAUAAGUGGGAGGCCAAGCAUAGCCCCACUUUGGCACUUAGAGCCAAGUACAUGCCAUAUCCAGCUCUACGCCAGCAGUUUUGGAGAGCGUUGCUCAAGCAGUAUGACACAGAUGAAAGUGGCCGUAUCAGCAAGGUUGAACUUACUACUAUGCUUGACACCCUUGGGUCUACCCUACGCGACUCCACCAUCAACCGCUUCUUUCAGCGUUUCCCACACAAGGGAACCAAUGGCGAUGAUCUUAGUGACCUGACCAUUGAUGAGGCUGUUAUUUGCCUGGAGGAUCAGCUGGAGGCUGAAUCGAAGCCGCCAACCGUUGGUGACAGAGUGAAGAGCAUGCUGCCAGACCUCACACAAGCCAAGGACUAUCUCGGUAUUCCUACUAAGAGCGGCGCGGAAAUUCCACAGCCCCCAAGUGAUGCCUCUUCCGAAGUCUUAGGCCCUUCUGCCAGCCAGACGUCAACCUCGACGCUCACCAUCCCGGAGCUUAACACGCCGGGUGAAGAAGGCGAUCUCCUUAACAAGGAUGACCUAAACGACCGUGAGGAGGAGCACGUUGUAGAGAUCCGAGAGUGCCCUAUCUGCCAUCAGCCACGACUGAACAAGCGCAAGGAUGCCGAUAUCAUUACACAUAUCGCUACCUGUGCAAGCCAGGACUGGCGCCAGGUGAAUAACCUCAUGAUGGCUGGUUUCGUCACUGCCAGCCAAGCUCAACGCAAAUGGUACUCCAAGGUUAUUACCAAGAUCUCAUACGGAGGCUACAAGCUGGGUGCAAACUCUGCCAACAUUCUUGUCCAGGAUCGUCUCACAGGUCAGAUUAAUGAGGAGAAGAUGAGCGUCUAUGUCAGACUUGGCAUCAGGCUGCUGUACAAGGGCCUGAAGUCAAACAACAUGGAAAACAAGAGAAUUCGCAAGAUGUUGAAAGGACUCAGUAUUAAGCAAGGAAAGAAAUACGAUGACCCGGCUUCCAAGUCAGAAAUCGAGGGCUUCAUCAAAUUCCACGGACUCGACAUGUCUGAAGUCCUGCGACCAAUUGAGGAGUUCAAGAACUUCAAUGAAUUCUUCUACCGUGAGCUGAAGCCUGACGCGAGACCUUGCUCGGCCCCCGACAAUCCGAACAUUAUCGUGUCCCCAGCCGAUUGCCGAUCAGUUGUCUUCAAUCGCAUUGAUGUUGCGCAGAAGAUCUGGAUCAAGGGUCGCGAAUUCUCGGUUAAGCGCCUCCUUGGUGACGCAUAUCCUGAGGAUGCCAAGCGCUACGAGAAUGGUGCUCUGGGCAUCUUCCGUCUGGCACCUCAAGAUUACCAUCGCUUCCACAUCCCAGUUGAUGGCACUUUGCUGAAGCCUAAGUUGAUCGCCGGAGAGUAUUACACCGUCAACCCCAUGGCCAUCCGUUCUGCUCUGGAUGUCUAUGGCGAGAAUGUUCGCGUCAUUUGCCCAAUCGACAGCGUUAAACACGGUAGAGUCAUGGUUGUGUGCGUUGGCGCUAUGAUGGUCGGUAGCACCGUCAUUACUAGGAAAGAGGGCGAGCAGGUUAAGAGAGCCGAGGAGCUCGGCUACUUCAAGUUUGGUGGCAGUACGAUCGUCCUCCUGUUCGAGGAUGGCAAGAUGAAGUUUGACGACGACCUGGUCGACAAUUCGACUGGAGCUCUCGAGACUCUGAUCCGCGCGGGUACAUCCGUGGGCCACUCGCCCAACGAGUCGCAAUGGACACCAGAUAUGCGCAAGGACGAGAAGGACGUCACGGAGCAAGACAAAAAAGACGCCAAGCGCCGCAUCCAGGGCAGCUUGUCCUUGGAGGAGUCGCCCGAGGACAGCGACGAUUCUCCUGUCCCCAGUCAGGGGAUUCAGGGCCCGAUCUAG
Messenger RNA from Phaeoacremonium minimum UCRPA7, 3363 nucleotides. Its product is annotated as putative phosphatidylserine decarboxylase protein. The transcript has 5 exons. The record is from RefSeq and is a predicted model, not a curated record. Bases 1 to 3363 code for a protein of 1120 amino acids. Lineage: Eukaryota; Fungi; Ascomycota; Sordariomycetes; Togniniales; Togniniaceae. Gene Ontology annotation, molecular function: calcium ion binding; phosphatidylserine decarboxylase activity. Gene Ontology annotation, biological process: phospholipid biosynthetic process.